AUGUCGACAGGCAAUCCUGCUCCUUCGCCGGCCCCGGUGGCUGUCCGCACGCGCCUCGUCUCGAUGGCGCAGCUGGCCAAGCACAACCACGAGAAGUCAGUCUGGGUCGCCCGCCACGGCAAAGUCUACGAUGUCACCGACUUCACGCCUGACCAUCCUGGUGGAGAUGAUCUCGUGAUGCGCUAUGCGGGCAAGGACAUGGGCGACAUUAUGGACGACGUGAUUGAGCAUGCCCACUCUGACUCGGCCUACGAGUUGCUCGAGGAGCAUUACAUCGGGCGAUUGCCCAUCACCGCUGAGGAGGAAGCAGCAUACGACACCAUCGUCAUCACCGACGACUUUGUCCCGCCUGACUCGGAUGUCAAGGCAGACUUCCAGAAGCACGCUUUCCUCGACUUGUCGCAGCCUUUGAUCAUGCAGGUGUGGAGGGCAAAGUUCUCAAAGGAGUUCUACUUGCAGCAGGUCCACUCUCCCAGGCAUCUCAAGGAGCCGGCUAGAUUGUUUGGGCCUGACUACCUCGAGAUGUUCACUCGUACACCGUGGUACGUCGUCCCUAUGAUCUGGCUCCCCAUCGCCGCCUCUCUUUUCUACCGCUCAGCGCAGCAAUUCACGUUGCUUGAGCAAGGCAAGGCAGAGCUCGUUCCCCUCAACACACCCGUCACCUUCAGCCCAGCCGCCACAGCAACUACUACAGCCUGCUUUGCGCUCGGCGUCUUCAUCUGGACGCUCCUCGAGUACACCCUGCAUCGCUUCCUCUUCCACGUCGACGAGUUCCUCCCCGACGCUGGUCCAUUCCUUACCCUGCACUUCCUCCUGCACGGCAUCCACCACUACCUGCCCAUGGACCGCCUUCGCCUCGUCAUGCCGCCACUCCUCUUCUUUGUCCUCUCCUUCCCCUUCACGAGGCUGGCCUACCUCAUCUUCCCGACGGCAGCCUUUGCCAACGGCGUCAUCGCGGGGGCUUUUGCGAUGUACGUGUGCUACGACUGUAUGCACUAUGCGCUACACCACACCAAGCUGCCGGCCUACAUGAGGGAGAUGAAGAAGUAUCACUUGCUUCAUCACUACGGCAACUUCGAGCUUGGCUUCGGUGUCACAUCGAAGGUUUGGGACUACGUCUUUGGGACCAUGCUUGCGUCACGAUCAUAG
This is a messenger RNA of Jaminaea rosea, 1149 nucleotides long. Its product is annotated as fatty acid-2 hydroxylase. The transcript has 3 exons. Gene Ontology annotation, cellular component: endoplasmic reticulum; membrane. Gene Ontology annotation, biological process: fatty acid metabolic process; lipid biosynthetic process. The record is from RefSeq and is a predicted model, not a curated record. NCBI's taxonomy places the organism in Eukaryota, Fungi, Basidiomycota, Exobasidiomycetes, Microstromatales. The coding region runs from base 1 to 1149 and encodes 382 amino acids. Gene Ontology annotation, molecular function: fatty acid 2-hydroxylase activity; iron ion binding.